This is a messenger RNA of Pseudoliparis swirei, 2070 nucleotides long. It is a transcript of the gene cxxc1b, whose product is annotated as CXXC finger protein 1b. The transcript has 14 exons. Gene Ontology annotation, molecular function: DNA binding; zinc ion binding. Gene Ontology annotation, cellular component: Set1C/COMPASS complex. Gene Ontology annotation, biological process: positive regulation of DNA-templated transcription. Bases 115 to 1821 code for a protein of 568 amino acids. Lineage: Eukaryota; Metazoa; Chordata; Actinopteri; Perciformes; Liparidae. The record is from RefSeq and is a predicted model, not a curated record.
UUGAGUCCCAGUAAACCAUAAACCAGCGCUAGCUAUCGAGCGGGUAGUUUUGCCGGUUCGGUGUUGCAUUGGUUUCCCUCCCAUUAUACGAGUUACCGUUACAGAUCUCUCACCAUGGACAGCGAGUUGUCUGACAUUGACCAUGCACCGGGGCCUGAGACCAGCAGUAUGGAGGGUGAGAACGCACCCCUGUACUGCAUCUGCCGGAAACCAGACAUCAACUGUUUCAUGAUUGGCUGCGAUAACUGUAAUGAGUGGUUCCAUGGCCACUGCAUUAACAUCACUGAAAAGAAGGCGAAAGCAAUCCGCGAAUGGUAUUGCACGAGAUGCAAAGAUAAAAACUCCUCACUGGAAAUAAAGUAUAGAACAAAGAAGAACCGAGAGAAGGAGGUCGAGUAUGACAGAGGAUCUGAUAGACAGUACAGCACCCCGAGUACUCCUGACUAUAAGAGUGAAAGGCGGCGUGGAUCAAAAGUGAAGCGUUCGGUGCGAAUGUGUGGCGAAUGUGAGCCCUGCAGAAGGACGGAGGACUGUGCCGUGUGUGACUUCUGCAAGGACAUGAAGAAGUUUGGAGGCCCCAACAAAAUCAGACAGAAGUGCAGGUUUAGGCAAUGUGAGGUUCGAGCCAGGAAAAUGCUGCGCGUGAAGGACGAGGAAAUGAAAGCAAGAAGAGAUAAUUCCUACCACAGACGGAGACUAUACUCGGACGACUACGACAGUGAGGCGGAUCUCUACCAGCAGUACAAGGCAUCGGGGAACAACAACAUGGCAUGGAAUAGCGAUGAAGACGACGAGCAGCCCUUCAGUCCCGUUGUGCGUAAGAAAGCUGUGAAGGUGAAGCACGUGAAGAGAAGAGAAAAGAAGUACGACAAGAAAAAGGAAUCACGGCGCCACAAGCAGAAACAGAAGCACAAAGACAAAACCAGAUACAGCGAGAAGGGCGAACUCCGGGACAACACUGGACAGCGUCAGUGUCUGGGACCCAGCUGUGUGGAGACAACAAAACCCAACUCCAAAUACUGCUCUGAGGACUGUGGCAUGAAGCUGGCUGCCAAUCGGAUCUACGAGAUCCUCCCUCAGCGUAUCCAGCAGUGGCAGCAGAGUCCCUGCAUCGCCGAGGAGCACGGUAAGAAGCAGCUGGAGCGCAUCCGCCGGGAGCAGCAGAACGCCCGGCUGCGCCUCACGGAGAUGGAGCGACGCUUCCACGAGCUGGAAGGCAUCAUCGCCAAGGCCAAGCAGCAGGCGGCGCAGCAGGACGAGGAGGCGAAUGAAGGCGACAGCGAGGACACGGACCUGCAGAUUUUCUGUGUGUCUUGUAGUCAUCCCAUCAAUCCCAAAGUGGCCCUGAGACAUAUGGAGAGAUGUUACGCAAAGUAUGAGAGUCAGACCUCCUUUGGCUCCAUGUACCCGACAAGGAUAGACGGAGCAACCCGACUCUUCUGUGAUGUGUACAAUCCCCAAAGCAAAACCUAUUGUAAGAGGCUGCAGGUUUUGUGUCCAGAACAUUCCAGAGAUCCUAAGAUCUCACUGGAUGAGGUGUGUGGAUGUCCUCUCGUGAAGAAUGUGUUUGAGCUGACCGGAGACUACUGCAAGGUCCCCAAAAGGAAGUGCAACAAGCAUUACAACUGGGAAAAGCUGAGGAGAGCAGAGGUGGACUUGGAGCGAGUCAGGGUGUGGUACAAGUUGGACGAGCUCUUCGAACAGGAACGCAAUGUCAGGACCGCGAUGACUAACAGAGCCGGUCUGCUCGCUCUGAUGUUGCACCAGACCAUUCAACACGACCCUGUGACGACCGAUCUCCGUAGCAACAAGGAUAGGUAGUCAACCUGGACGGCACCUGUUCUCUGAUCGGUGGGCCACUGUGGAUAUUUGAGUGUAGAGGAUUUAACAGUUCCUACACUUUGGAUUAAAUCUGAUUUUCUAACUAGAUAAUUAUUUUUAAAUGUUUGUAUGAUAAUUAACUGUAUAUGGUAAAUGAUAUAUAUUUUUUUGUGACUGUGGUAGAUGACUUACUGCCGUUGAAAACAGCUGUUUUCGGUAUGAUUGCCACAAAUAAACACCGUAAACUUG